This is a messenger RNA of Exophiala oligosperma, 915 nucleotides long. RefSeq lists its product as uncharacterized. Lineage: Eukaryota; Fungi; Ascomycota; Eurotiomycetes; Chaetothyriales; Herpotrichiellaceae. The coding region runs from base 1 to 915 and encodes 304 amino acids. The record is from RefSeq and is a predicted model, not a curated record. The transcript has 2 exons. Gene Ontology annotation, cellular component: fungal-type vacuole; plasma membrane.
AUGAGCGCUACUGCAACGAGUGGCAGCAGCACGCCGGUGACACCGCAGGCGACGCCCAGCGACACCGCUAAUUGCACCCUCGACACCUGUCCGCUCGAUUCGUCCUUCUACAUGUACCGCAUCAACCUGGUGCCCAACGUCGCAUUCCUGGCCUUCUUCUCAUGCUCCCUUCUGGCCUUCAUCUGCGUAUAUGCCUUGACGAGACGAUGGUUCUCCUUCCUGGUGGCGAUGGCACUCGGCACCGUGUGUGAGAUCAUCGGAUAUAUGGGCCGUAUACUCUCACACCACAAUCAAUGGGAAGAGAACUACUUCCUGAUCCAGAUUAUCUGUCUCACCAUCGGCCCUGCCUUCUUUUCAGCAGGCAUCUACCUCUGUCUGUCUCAUAUUGUUGGACUCUUUGGUCCUGAGCAUUCCAGGAUCCCUGCGACCUGGUAUCCCAAGAUGUUCAUUCCCUGUGACAUUGUUGCUCUGAUCCUUCAGGCCACUGGCGGUGCCAUUGCGGCCAUUGCCUUGGGAGAUGGCACAAGCUUGGACACUGGUGACAACAUCAUGAUUGCUGGGUUGUCGUUCCAGGUCUUGACCUUACUCAUCUUCAUCGUCAUUUGCGUGGACUUCGGAUUCAGGGUCUGGAAAGGGCAAAAAGUUGGCAAAGAGGCACACUCAGAGCCUACAACAAAACCCCCCACUGUCUCGUGGCAGGUCAAAGGCUUCCUUGCGGCUGUCGCUCUGUCAACUUUCACCAUUUUCUGGCGAUGCACAUAUCGAGUUGCAGAACUGAGCCGCGGCUGGACAGGUCCGAUCACGCGCCGUCAAGAUCUCUUCGUCUGGUUCGAAGGAUUCCUCAUCUCUAUUGCGGUGGCGGCACUGGAAGUCUUUCAUCCAUCACUGUGCCUAAGAGAGAAUCGGACAGAUUGA